Molecule: messenger RNA, 1900 nt
Organism: Cygnus atratus (black swan)
Lineage: Eukaryota; Metazoa; Chordata; Aves; Anseriformes; Anatidae
Gene: AGR3
Product: anterior gradient 3, protein disulphide isomerase family member
Exons: 7
Coding region: 1-498 (165 amino acids)
Cellular component (GO): endoplasmic reticulum
Molecular function (GO): dystroglycan binding
Source: RefSeq, a predicted model, not a curated record
AUGCUCCAUUCAACAUUGGCCUUGCCCCUCCUGCUAAUUGCAGUCUCAUCAAACCUUGCAAUGGCAAUCAAAAAGGAAAAAAGAGCACCUCAGACACUGUCAAGAGGGUGGGGAGAUGAAAUAACCUGGGUACAAACUUAUGAGGAAGGGCUUUAUCAAGCAAAGAAAAGUAACAAACCACUGAUGGUCAUUCACCAUUUGGAAGACUGCCAAUACUGCCAAGCACUGAAGAAAGCUUUUGCUGAAAAUGAAGAGGUACAAGAAAUGGCCCAAAAUAACUUCGUUAUGCUGAAUCUCAUGCAUGAAACUACAGAUAAAAACCUGUCACCUGAUGGACAAUAUGUGCCUCGAAUCAUGUUCAUAGACCCGUCUCUCACAGUAAGAGCUGAUAUCACAGGAAGAUACUCUAAUCGGCUAUACGCUUAUGAGCCACAAGACAUACCAUUCUUAAUACAGAACAUGAAGAAAGCAUUACGUCUCAUUCAGACAGAACUGUAACAAACAACAGUGAAAUGAUCAUAGCCUCUACAGUGUGAAGCUGCACCAGGAUAUUUUAAAACAUUUUAGUUAACCUUUCUGUCUCUACUAGCAUUUUGAACUUUAACCAAGCAACUUAAUAUACCAGAUUUUGUAAGAAAUAUAUAUGCAUGAUUUGGAGAACAAACAUAAAAAGGCCAUCAUGGCCACUUGGGAAACAGAGAAGAAAUCUAUCAAACACUUUGAAGUUAGUUUUCUGAAUAACUGAAAGUGAUGGUUUAAGGUGCAGCAACUUUGAGCUGCAUUUUAUUAAUUCAACUAUAGCUUCAUUGUCAGCUACAACUUCUGACCAAGAGCUAUAGACAAUCUUUUUUUUAUGCCAAUUUACAAUUUAUUAUGUAAUGUAAUAUCUACAUCUCAGCUCCUAAUUUUUAUUUUUAUUUCAUGUAGCUUGUAAGUCUAUAGUGUAGCUCAGAUUUACGUGUUUAUUUCUCAUUUGUUGGCAAAUCAGACAGGAAGACUCUUGCUAUAGAUUUUAGAAUAGCUAAUAUAGAAAAAAACCUGAGAUCUAGGCUUAGCUUUAUUCUGUGUCUUUAACUAUUAUUCUGAUAACUGAAAACAGAACAUAUAUAUUAUUCUGAGCAUGUGGUCUCCAUGAAGUGAUGAUAAUCAUCAAAUAACUACAGGCUUUACCAUGAUAAAAAUACAGUGAUGCAAGAGAGAUUGGAGGAGAUAAUCCCAGAACUCCACACCUGAGGCCAAGUCAUGCUUGUAAAGUCUGAUAUGGAAAAAAGGAGCAGGCUUUUCCUAGCUCUUUUAAAUGUCAUGUAAGGCAUGUGAAGCUCAUCACAGGCCAUUCCUUCUUCUGCAGCAUCCCAACUCAGACAUCAUGGUGGAAGCAUAGUGAAGGGAUCUGUACAUACAAACUCUACUUCACAAAACCACCAUGUGGAAGGGCAGGCACCUAUUUUAAGUUAAAAGCUUAAGUCAGUUGAGAUAGUUUGUUAUCCCAACAACUUUCUUUUUCACUGGAGCAAGAUGGUAAGUCAUUAAUCUGCAGGAAAAGCAAGUGUGUUAUGUUCUGUGCAAGAAACCGGUGUCACUUACGUGUGUAACCUGCCGUUUCCUAUGAUGCUGCCUAAAGGCACCUAUGAAAGAUGUGUCCUUUGCAGGACGUCUAUGUUAAUUUACAAUAAGGAGUAAUAAUUCGUCAUAAAUUAGUUAUAUUGUGGCUAUCUAUGUCUUCAUAGUUAUGUAAAAUUUGGAUACAAUAACAUAUUCCAACAAAGUGGUCAUAAGUGGUUGGUAAAAUCAGAGAAAAUAAUCUUGUAUAAAUCCUUAACGGUAUAUUGUCUUCAUAAUCUGUUAAAUGUUUGGGUUUUUUUGUUUGUUUGUUUUGUUUUUUAACCUGUGGGAAAAUGCU